AUGGUCAAUAUACGCUCACUUGGUAACACCAAAUCCUCCCUUUUCUCCACCAUUUCAUUUGCCACUAUCCUCUUUCUUAUACUGCUAACCAUUAGUGUUUUCUCCAAUUUUUUUCUCCAAUCAAUAUACAAAGAAGAAACCAGAGUCUCCUUAACCCAUAAAAGCCAUUUCCAGUUCAGGUCCUCCUCACUCCCCACGCUUUCUUAUUCAGUAGAAGAAAAGAUCACUGAGGCAUAUAAUAUUAAUCGAGAUUCUCUAAUUCCUCCAAUCAAUGCCACAGAGCAAGAAAGGAUCGCUUGGUUCAAGGAAAAGCUUCGAGCUUUUGACGUAUUCAAGUCAACCAAGUUGACUAGCCAAUUUGCAGAGCGAGCACGCAAGUUCUUAGAUAACACCUGUGAGGUACAGUUCUUCAUGACUUGGAUUUCUCCGGCAAGAUCUCUCCGGCAAAGAGAAAUCUUGGUCUUGGAGAGUGUCUUCAAAGCCCACCCUCAUGGGUGCUUGAUGAUUCUCUCUAGUACUAUGGAUUCGAUACAUGGAAAUAGAAUUCUGAAACCGCUACAAGAUCUCGGAUUUAGAGUGAUAGCAGUGAAGCCAGACCUGUCGUUUCUUCUGAAGAACACACCUGCUGAAGCUUGGUUUCGUCAGAUGAAGAAGGGUAACAAGGACCCUGGCGAGAUUCCAUUAGCCCAGAAUCUAUCCAAUCUCCUCAGACUUGCGGUUCUAUAUAAAUACGGUGGUGCUUACUUGGAUAUUGAUUUCAUAGUUAUUAAGAAGCUUUCAGGUUUGAGAAAUUCAAUUGGAGCACAGAGUAUGGAUGCAGAGACUGGCAAAUGGUCAAGGCUUAACAAUGCAGUUUUGAUCUUUGACAAGAAUCAUCCUCUCUUAUUCAAAUUCAUUGAAGAAUUCUCCCUCACUUUUGAUGGAAACAAAUGGGGACAUAAUGGACCUUACCUGGUUUCAAGGGUGAUUGAGAGGGUAAGGAGAAGACCUCACUAUAAUUUCACAGUCCUGCCAUCCAUGGCAUUCUAUCCUGUGCAUUGGAACAGGAUAACUGGUUUUUUCCAGAAACCAGUGGAUCCUGCCAUGUCUAGAUGGGUAUCUGCAAAGCUGCUACAGUUGAGUGAAGAGACUUAUGGAGUUCAUCUUUGGAAUAGACAAAGUAGUGAUUUGAGGAUUGGAGAAGGGAGCAUCAUUGGCAGAUUAAUAUCAGAUCAUUGUGUUCUUUGUGAAGAUAUAUACAAUGCUUGAGUAAGUUCUUCAAAAUUGAAUAGCAGAAAAGUAAUGAUUCAAGGAUUCAACAAGGAUGCCUGAGUAAGGUUCUUGAAUUGAUUUAGGAUA
Messenger RNA from Telopea speciosissima, 1338 nucleotides. Its product is annotated as lactosylceramide 4-alpha-galactosyltransferase-like. The coding region runs from base 1 to 1248 and encodes 415 amino acids. Lineage: Eukaryota; Viridiplantae; Streptophyta; Magnoliopsida; Proteales; Proteaceae. The transcript has a single exon. The record is from RefSeq and is a predicted model, not a curated record.